Molecule: messenger RNA, 939 nt
Organism: Metschnikowia bicuspidata var. bicuspidata NRRL YB-4993
Lineage: Eukaryota; Fungi; Ascomycota; Pichiomycetes; Serinales; Metschnikowiaceae
Product: histidinol-phosphatase
Exons: 1
Coding region: 1-939 (312 amino acids)
Biological process (GO): L-histidine biosynthetic process
Cellular component (GO): cytoplasm
Molecular function (GO): histidinol-phosphatase activity
Source: RefSeq, a predicted model, not a curated record
AUGCACUCACACCACUCGCACAGCGGCGAGUACAUCUCGCAUGGGGAAGGCUCUUUGGAAAGCAUGGUGGCCACGGCCCAGGCCCGCAAAUUCUCCCACUACUGUCUCACCGAACAUAUGCCCCGGCUUUCCGGCAAAUACCUUUACCCCGAGGAAAUCGAAAAAAACUAUACCGCCGAGAAUUUGGACACAGACUUCAGCAAGUAUUUGACUCACGCACGCAAAAUCCAAACGCGGCUCCGGGAUGCCGGCUCGUUGCAAGUGCUUGUGGGUUUCGAGGUCGAGGGCAUCGACGGGCCGCAUAUCCGGGCCGCCAAAUCCAUUCGCCAGAAAACAGACAUGUGCGUCGGGUCCGUGCAUUAUGUCCACGGAAUCCCCAUUGAUUUCAGUGCCGAGCUCUGGCUCCAGGCACGUGCCGCCUGUGCCGACAACACGUCCCGGUGUCUCUACAAAGAUUACUUCGACUUGCAGUACCAAGUUCUCACCGAGCUCCAUCCGCACGUGGUGGGCCACUUUGACCUCAUCCGGCUUUGCGAGGCAAGCGAGAUCGACAGCUCGUCCGGAAUCCACAUCCGGAGUAUCGACAUUGAGCAAGACUGGCCGGACGUAUGGCAGGCCAUCACCAGAAACAUCCAGUACGUCGUCUCGUACGGGGGGCUCUUUGAGCUCAACUCGUCGGCAGUGCGCAAAGGCUGGGUGUCGCCGUAUCCUCGCCUUGACAUAGCGCAGGCCAUCAAGCGGCUCGGGGGCAUGUUCUGCCUUUCGGACGACGCGCACACCACGGCCCAAGUGGGCCUCAACUACGACAAGGUGUGGGCCUACGUGGUGGACGAACUACGCUUGAGCCACGUGCACCACCUCGAGUUGGACGCGGCGGGCAACACCGUGGUGGUGGCCGACCGGGUCGCCGAGCUCGCGCGGCUGUCCUUCUGGGCAUAG